AUGGCCGAGCACAGAUACGAGCAUCUGCUCCCACCGAGCUGGAAACCUCAAGUGACUGCCUGGCUCGCGGAAGACACGCCCUCCUUUGACUACGGGGGCUAUGUAGUCGGCGAGGAUCACCGCGAGGCGUUCCUCUUCGGCAAGGGCAAGCAGACCGCCGUCCUCGCCGGCGCACCGUUCUUCACCGAGGUCUUCGCGCAGGUGGACUGCCAGGUGGAAUGGCACAUGCAGGAGGGCGAGACGUUCGAGCCCAUCAAGCACGUCGCGACCGUCCGGGGGAAGGCCCGGCACAUCCUCCUCGGCGAGCGCGUCGCGCUGAACAUGCUCGCCCGGUGCAGCGGGAUCGCCACCAAGUCGAAGCGUGUGCUCGACCUCGCGCGGGGCUACGGCUACAGGGGCAUCAUCGCGGGCACGCGCAAGACGACGCCCGGCUUCCGCCUCGUGGAGAAAUACGGCAUGCUCGUGGGCGGCAUCGAUCCCCACCGCCAUGACCUGUCCAGCAUGAUCAUGCUCAAGGACAAUCACAUCUGGUCGUCAGGCUCGAUCACGGCGGCCAUCCAAGCCGCCCGCAAGGUCGGCGGAUUCAGUCUGCUUCUCGAGGUGGAAGUAGGCUCCGAGGUGGAGGCCGACGAAGCCAUCGACGCGGGAGCAGACAUCAUUAUGCUGGACAACAUCGAGGGAGACCAGCUGGUGACCGUCGCGAGGAAGCUGAAAGAAAACGGCAAUAUCACCGAGGCCAACUUGCAAGAGAGGGCGAUCAAUGAUAUCGACAUCCUCAGCACGAGCAGUGUGCACCAGUCAGUGCAACACAUCGACUUCAGUCUCAAGAUCCAGAUGCCGAAGGGGCGCAGCAGUAUAACAUGA
Messenger RNA from Fomitopsis serialis, 864 nucleotides. RefSeq names its product Quinolinate phosphoribosyl transferase. The coding region runs from base 1 to 864 and encodes 287 amino acids. The transcript is spliced from 6 exons. NCBI's taxonomy places the organism in Eukaryota, Fungi, Basidiomycota, Agaricomycetes, Polyporales, Fomitopsidaceae. The record is from RefSeq and is a predicted model, not a curated record. Gene Ontology annotation, biological process: quinolinate catabolic process; NAD+ biosynthetic process. Gene Ontology annotation, cellular component: cytoplasm. Gene Ontology annotation, molecular function: nicotinate-nucleotide diphosphorylase (carboxylating) activity.